This is a messenger RNA of Olea europaea var. sylvestris, 1445 nucleotides long. RefSeq names its product lipid droplet-associated hydrolase. Bases 63 to 1112 code for a protein of 349 amino acids. Gene Ontology annotation, biological process: lipid storage. Gene Ontology annotation, molecular function: lipase activity. NCBI's taxonomy places the organism in Eukaryota, Viridiplantae, Streptophyta, Magnoliopsida, Lamiales, Oleaceae. The record is from RefSeq and is a predicted model, not a curated record. Gene Ontology annotation, cellular component: lipid droplet. The transcript is spliced from 13 exons.
UUUUCAAUGAUUUCCUCCUCCUAAUUCGCACCCACUGAAGAAAGAUUAGAGUUAGACUUUGGAUGAAUUCUGUGAUUCGGACCGUUUUAUCUCCAACUGCUACAAGUCUCAUUUCCUCCCUCUCCUUCCAAUCAAGGAGAGUAUUUUCGACAAGUUGUGCGGAUUUCCAGAUGGGACGUGACAAUUUGAGUCUGAUUGACAAAACAAAGCAUGCGAAAGUUCGCCUUUGCAAUGUGACCGGAUACAAAACAGAUUUGUUAGAGAUUCCUGCCCGAGAUCCUUCAUUGCACGUUGUGUUUAUCCCUGGCAAUCCUGGUGUUAUUUCAUUUUACACUGAUUUUCUGGAAUCACUGUUUGAGCUGCUGGGAGGAACUGCAUCAGUCACAGCUAUUGGGCACAUAUCCCACUCAGAAAAGGACUGGGAGAAUGGUAGGUUGUUCUCAUUGCAAGAACAAAUUGAUCAUAAGGCAAGCUUCAUAGAGCAUGAAUUUCAGGAUGUUGAAGUUCCCAUAAUACUGGUUGGCCACUCCAUUGGUGCAUAUAUAUCUCUUGAAAUAUUUAGAGGAUCUCAAGAGAAGGUGAUAUAUUACAUAGGAUUAUAUCCAUUUUUGGCUGUAAACACUGUAUCGUCAGCACAGUCUUUCAUUCGGAGAUUUGCAGGGUCUCAGUUUCUAUGUGCUGCACUUGGUUCUAUUGGGGGCUUGUUGGGAAAGCUACCAACUCAGAUUUCAGGAUUUGUUGUGAAAAAUUCUAUAGGGAAAUCAUGGUCUUCUUCUGCAGUUGUAUCUUUUUGUACAAGUGUACUUCAGUAUCACACAAUCCGGAAUAUGCUUUUUAUGGCAAUGACUGAAUUCCAGAAGCUUUCAGAAAAACCGGAUUGGGCUUUCAUGGGAGAGAAAAAAGGCCAGAUAGCAUUUUUGUUUAGUGAUGAUGAUCACUGGGGUCCAUUGCAUUUAUAUGAAGAGAUUCGCAAGCAGAUCCCUAAUGCUCGUGUGGCAGUUGAACGUGAGGGUAAUACUCAUGCUUUCUCUUGCUCAGAUGCUGGAUCAUUGUGGGUUGCUCAGCAUGUGGCGAGCUUGAUCAAGAAUUGUAUAUCAAAUUCAAAUUUAUGAAGGCUACAGAAAUAGUCCAAUGACAUAUGCACUAAGCAAUACUGGGAGGAUUAUGAGAACUGGUUAGCAAUUAUUCUGAAGGACUGUGUUUCUCUUUAUGGUAUGUUUGGUAAAUCGAACUAGACAUCAUCAGACAGUAGUAAACAAAGAAAAAAGCUCAAAUUUUAUCAAUUGUAUUAUCUAGUCGUGUCUUGUAUUGCAUAGCAUGACCUUAGUGUAGUUAGGAUUUAAAUUACUGUGCAGUUCUUUUUUCCAACUUAACUCUCUUGGUAUCCUCCUUGGUGUUUGAUUAUUACAAUAGGAUUAAUUCGAGUUCCCUAAAACGUUUAAGCA